This is a messenger RNA of Ostreococcus tauri, 1401 nucleotides long. Its product is annotated as unnamed product. Gene Ontology annotation, biological process: snRNA import into nucleus. The transcript has a single exon. Gene Ontology annotation, cellular component: nucleus; cytoplasm. The coding region runs from base 1 to 1401 and encodes 466 amino acids. The record is from RefSeq and is a predicted model, not a curated record. NCBI's taxonomy places the organism in Eukaryota, Viridiplantae, Chlorophyta, Mamiellophyceae, Mamiellales, Bathycoccaceae.
AUGGCGCCCGACGGCGCGGACGCGCGCGAGGGUCGACGACCGGCGCGUCGGCCCGGGGUGAAGCCGGACGCGCGCGCCGGGAACGCGGGGGCGACGCGGCGCGCGCGCGCGCUGGAACGGCAGCGAGAGGGCAAGCGAGACGCGCUCGCGCUCGCGCGGACGCUCGCGCGCGUCGACGCGGGCGAGGGUGAACGCUCGCGCGCGCGUGAUCGAUCGUCGACGCGUGGGACGGGAGAUCGGGACGAGGGGUGGACGGGAGGAUGGACGGCGGAGGCGGAACGGGCGGGCGACGAAGACGUCGGGACGUGUCAGCCGGAGUGGAUGUGGGACGACGCCCCGGAGGAUUUACGGACGAAGUGGUUGGUGAAGAUACGUCCGAGAGGGACGCGGUGCUUGGUGGUGAGCGCGCGAGGGAAGACGAUCGCUCGGAGCGCGCGGGACGGGUCGACGCUUUCGACGUUUCAGAGCGGACUCCCGGGCGGGAGCGCGAGGACGACUCGGGGCCGGGCCGGGGAUUGUUUCUGCAUAUUAGAUUGCGUCUUUACCGGAGACGAGCGGGCGAGGCGGGAGGCGUCGAGCGUGAACGCGCCGUCGAGCUCGACGCCGAGCGGGGAGUAUCACGUAUUGGACGUCGUCGCCUGGAACGGGGCGUCCAUGUACGAUUGCGAGACGGAGUUUCGUUUCUAUUGGGCGAACGCGCGUCUGACGGAGGAGUGCGAUGCGUGCGAGACGACGAAUCCAGCGGUCGGGAGAGACUUUCGGUUCGUUCCGACGCCAUGGUACGAGUGCGAUUCCGAAGGCGUCACGCGAUGCUACUCGGACGGCGUGUCGCGAGCGCACGGGUACGAGAUCGAUGGGUUGUUGUUCUACCACAAAGAGGCGUCGUACGAAACGGGCGCGACGCCUCUGGUGCUUUUGUGGCGAGAUGCCAAGACGUCGGCGUUUUUCGACGUGGACGAGGGCGCGCCGACCGUGCUUGAUCGAGCGGGCGUGCGGCUCCCGGGAGAUGCCACUCGCGCACAAAUCAUCACCCUGAGCAAGUCCGCGGACGGAAAUUUCUUCGUCACGGGUGACGAUGAACCCGUCGUCAUCGCCGCGGUCCAAGCCGUCGCGCCCGCGUCCGAGUGCGUCGACCCACCGUCGGCGCUCGAGCCCGGUCGUUCGGCUCGAUUUCUGGUCGGCCCGGCGGGCUUCGACGUCGACGUCGAUACAGCCAUCGUACGCGCCGCCGACGUGCACUACCUCGGACCUAAACCGCCGUCGCGUCGUAAGAAGGUCGCUGAGCGCGCGGACGCGCUGUCAAAAAUUCUCUUCAACGCCCGCGCGCGGACGUCACCGCUCUCCAUCGAGCGUCUCGUCCGCGUCGCCGGCUUGGACGCCAUGGACAACGACGCCACGUGA